AUCCAAUAGAUGGCGGUAAAGUAACAAUUUAGAUGCCGACCGCCACUAAAAUAAAAAUUAAAGAAAAGAGACGAAGAAGAAGAAAAGGACGACGAAGAAGGAGAAGAAGAAAAGGAAGCCGAAGAAGGAGAAGAAAGAAAGCCGAAGAAGGAGAAGAAGAAAAGAAAGCCGAAGGAGAAGAAGAAUAGAAAGAAGAAGAAGAAGAAAAGAAAGCCGAAGAAGGAGAAGAAGAAAAGAAAGCCGAAGAAGAAGAAAAGGACGACGAAGAAGGAGAAGAAGAAAAGAAAGCCGAAGAAGGAGAAGAAGAAAAGAAAGCCGAAGAAGAAAAGAAAGCCGAAGAAGGAGAAGAAGAAAAGAAAGCCGAAGAAGGAGAAGAAGAAAAGAAAGCCGAAGAAGGAGAAGACCUCCAAGCUGAUCCUCGCUAGACGCGGUGCAGAGACAGCUGUCGUUGCAAAAUAAAGAUAGUACGCGUUAUAACAUCGGUAUUAAUGCGAGCUGGCUGGUGCGGACGUGACGUGUGCGGCGUGAGUGCAGCGCGUGGAGAAGGCUGCGUCCCGUUCCAGCGCGGCUGGAAAUAAGAGCAGACGGACCUGCAGCGGGAUGUUCCGGGCGGGAUCCGAGCCACCACGCAGCAGCAGCAGCAGCAGCAGCAGCAGUCCUCCUCCUCCUCCUCCUCCUCCAGCCUCCCGAGUCGGUAGCCUUUACGAUGACGUGUAGACAGGACUGUCCUUUGUGUCUGUCUGCAGCCCGCACUGUGCCCCCCUGUCUGUCUCUGUGGACGGCUUCCUGAAGACUAGAACCACAACAGACGGACCGCAACGCUGCCCGGACUCCCACUGCGACCUGCCGACAUGGAGUCGUUUCUGGACUUUGAAGAAUGCAUCAAGGACUCUCCUUCAUUCAGACUGAGCCUGGAACACUUUGAGACUGACGUCUCCCUGCUGGAAGCACAGGUGGAGAAGGUGAUGAAGCUCUGUGGGAAAAUGGUGGAGGCGGGACAAGCGUACAGUGCCACCAAUCAGCUCUUCCUGGCUGGCCUGACAGAGUUCUCAAUGUACCACAAAAAGGACAGCAUCAUCACGAACUGUCUGACGCAGUUCAACCGGGGCCUGCAAGAAAUGGUCAACUUUCACACUAUGCUGUUUGACCAGACCCAGAGAGCCAUCAGCCAGCAGCUGACCAGCCUUUUGAACCGCUUUCUGCCUCAGCUGGCAGAAACCCGUCGGGAGUUUGUGCGGAUCAGUGAGAAUCUGGAGACGGCGGCUGUGAAGAACGCUCAGGUCUCCCGACACAAAGCGUUGGAUGCUGAGCGAGCUAGCCACCUGCUGCUAGCCACGCGCAAAUGCUACCAGCACUUCGCCCUGGACUACUGUCUGCAGCUAAAUAAUUUCAAGACUGAGCAGAAGAUUGACAUUUUAAACUCGGUCUUCUCCUACUUCCAUGCCCAGUACACUUUCUACCACCAAGGCUUCGAUCUGCUGCGAGACCUGGAGCCCAGCAUGAAGACUAUGGCGGCGCAGUUGGCCCACCUCUCUGAGGAGUGUGCAGCUAAACACAAGGACCUCGAGAAUGUCCACCUCCUGGUUCAACAGAGAGAUGCGUCUGGAGAGCCCAUCGUCAGUCCGUGUUCCGGCAGCAGUGACGUCAUCCAGGGCUACCUCUUCAAACGUUCGCGGAGGAAGAGCAAGACAUGGAAGAGAUGCUGGUUUUCCAUCACAGAUAACCAACUCAUUUACAGAAAGUCCCACAAGGAGGAGCCAAUGGUUUUAUUUGAGGACCUGAGACUUUGUGCCAUCAAAUCUCUGGACAACUCAGAACGUCGCUUCUGCUUCGAGCUGGUCUCUGUUCAGAAGUGCUGUGCGCUGCAGGCUGAUUCAGAGGAGCUGAAGCAGGUUUGGGUCGGUGCCCUGCAGGGCAGCAUAGACACAGCCUACAGGGAGAAAGAGGAGUCACCAACACAACCCAAAGGUUCCCCUCUGUCGACAGCUCGUGGCAACUCCCAGCCUGGCCCUCCGCCUCAGAGAGCUGCGGCACUGGAUGUGGCCCUGAGGGGUCCAGGUAACCAACGCUGCUGUGACUGUGGCGAGGAGGAGCCACGCUGGGCCUCAGUCAACCUGGGAAUCACCAUGUGUAUAGAAUGUUCUGGAAUACACAGGAGUCUAGGGGUUCAUCUGUCUAAAGUGCGUUCCCUCACCCUGGACUCCUGGGAGUCUGAACAGAUCAAGCUGCUAUGUAUUCUGGGUAAUGAUGUCAUCAACCAGAUCUAUGAGGCACGCUGUCAAGAGGAAGGGAGAAUCAAACCGGCCACUCACAGCCCACGCCCAGAAAAAGAAAGUUGGAUUAAAGAGAAAUAUGUUGAGAAGAGGUUCAUCCGGAACAGUCAGGGAGGGAUGGAGGCAGCGGGGCGGAGCUUAUACAAGGCUGCGUUGCUGGGAGACCUUGUUGCCAUGGCGGUAGCGCUGGCACAGGGAGCAGAAGUGAAUGGGAGUCUCUCUGAGGAGGAGGGCCGCACGGCGCUGAUAGGAGCUGCUAUCGGGGGCUCCCUGAUGGCCUGUGAGUUCCUGCUGCAGAACGGUGCCAAUGUCAACCACAGAGACCGGAGAGGGCAAGGAGCCCUGCACGCUGCUGCCACCGCUGGACACACUGGACAGGUGUGUCUGCUCCUGAAGAGAGGAGCCAAUCAGUAUGCAGUAGAUGAGAGAGGGCAGGACCCGCUGGCCAUCGCCGUGGAAACCGCCCAUGCCGACAUCGUCACUCUGCUGCGCAUGGCCAGGAUGAACGAGGAGAUGAGGGACUCGGAGGGCUUCUUUGGAUCCAUGGGGGAUGAUGAGACGUUCCAGGACAUCUUCCGUGACUUCAGCCACAUGGCCUCGCACGACCCCGACAGGCUUGCACGCCGCCGCCCCAGCCCAGCGGCACAGGGGGAUGGAGGAGGAGGGGGUGGAGGAGGAGUAGGGGAUGAAGGGGGAGGAGACGGAGGGGGCGGGACACUGAACAGCCAACAUGAUGACAGGAAACCUUUGGAGUAA
Molecule: messenger RNA, 3029 nt
Organism: Lampris incognitus (smalleye Pacific opah)
Lineage: Eukaryota; Metazoa; Chordata; Actinopteri; Lampriformes; Lampridae
Product: BAR_ACAPs and ArfGap_ACAP domain-containing protein
Exons: 22
Coding region: 852-3029 (725 amino acids)
Cellular component (GO): cytoplasm
Molecular function (GO): protein binding; GTPase activator activity
Source: RefSeq, a predicted model, not a curated record